Fopius arisanus is the source of this 4199-nucleotide messenger RNA. It is a transcript of the gene hrg, whose product is annotated as hiiragi. The coding region runs from base 441 to 2273 and encodes 610 amino acids. Gene Ontology annotation, molecular function: RNA binding; poly(A) RNA polymerase activity. NCBI's taxonomy places the organism in Eukaryota, Metazoa, Arthropoda, Insecta, Hymenoptera, Braconidae. Gene Ontology annotation, cellular component: nucleus. The transcript is spliced from 11 exons. The record is from RefSeq and is a predicted model, not a curated record.
UGUGACCCUAACCUCAAAAAGGGUGUUGUGUGAGAAUGUGUUGCGUCAAGUUUUUUAAGCCCCAGAGAUAAACCUCAACGUGAAAAAAAAAUCACAAUUCAUAAACAAAACUGUCGUGUGGAUCACAAAAGUGGCGUUAAUUGAUACAGUGAUAAUUUUUUCACUUCUAUUGUGUCUUUUGUUAAAUUGUCUGUUCUGUUUCUGAGAAUUCGUACACACGAUUCUAUCUGCAGCGUUCCAUCACCAGUCGAGUCUGACGCGACCCGAGUAAACCUAACCUCCAACGAUGUCACUAAAUGUUUGACAGAGCAAUUUUGUUUUUAAUCGUGGUGUGUUGAUAAAUUACCAAGAUUUCAUUGUUUUCCUUGAAUGCUCCCUACAUUCAGGGGAGUUCGAUUGUUUUAUUCGUAGAGUAGGUGAAGCCAACAGAAUUAUCCAAAAUGUGGUCAUCACAAAGUGGUAAUAAUAGUACAACAACAACAAAUGCAUCAGCAUCAGCCCAAAAUUUACGAACACUGGGUAUGACAUCGGCAAUAAGUGUUGCUGAACCAAAACCCAGUGAUUUAGCCAGAACGAACGAGCUCAGAGAAGCAUUGAAACCGUAUAAUGUGUUCGAAUCAGAGGAAGAGUUGAAUCACAGAAUGGAAAUACUUAGUAAAUUGAAUGCCCUCGUGAAACAGUGGAUCAAGGACACGUCGAUUGCUAGGAAUAUGCCUCCUAAUGUUGCUGAAAAUGUUGGUGGAAAAAUUUAUACCUUCGGAUCCUAUAGGUUAGGCGUGCAUCAUAAAGGGGCUGAUAUCGAUGCACUCUGUGUUGUCCCAAGGCACAUUUUCAGAUCAGAUUAUUUCUCGUCGUUUUUCGAAUUACUUAAAAAGCAACCUGAGGUCACUGAUUUGAGGGCGGUGGAAGAAGCUUUCGUGCCAGUCAUAAAGAUGAAUUUCGAUGGCAUUGAGAUUGAUAUGCUUUUCGCCAAAUUAGCCCUCAAAGAGAUCCCUGAUUCUAUGGAUUUACGUGAUGACAUCUUGUUGAAGAAUCUGGAUCAGAAGUGUGUGAGGAGUCUCAAUGGAUGUCGUGUCACUGAUGAAAUCCUAAGACUCGUACCUAAUAUAGAGAAUUUCAGACUUGCACUCAGAGCCAUUAAAUUGUGGGCGAAACGGCACGGAAUUUACAGCAAUGUUCUGGGUUACCUCGGUGGUGUAUCGUGGGCAAUGCUCGUUGCGAGAACGUGUCAAUUGUAUCCCAAUGCAGUUGCUUCUACAUUAAUUGAAAAAUUUUUUCUCGUAUUUUCACAGUGGAAGUGGCCUCAGCCAGUUUUGCUCAAGCAACCUGAUAAUGUUAAUCUAGGUUUUCCAAUUUGGGAUCCAAGGGUCAACGUUUCGGAUCGGUAUCACCUAAUGCCCAUAAUCACCCCUGCAUAUCCUCAACAAAAUUCCACAUUCAACGUGUCAGCAUCAACGAGAACGAUAAUGCAAGAGGCGUUCGAGCACGGUCUGUCACUGACUGAGGAAAUAAUCAUGGGCAAAGCGACGUGGGAUAAACUAUUCGAUCCACCCAAUUUCUUUUGUAAAUAUAAACAUUAUAUUGUCUUGCUGGCUAGCAGUUCCUCGGCUGAGGACCAGCUCGAAUGGUGUGGCCUGGUCGAAUCUAAAAUACGACAUCUAAUAGGAACAUUGGAGAGAAAUCAACACAUUACUCUUGCCCACGUCAAUCCGGAAGGACAUGCACCAGUAACCCCUGAGCAGGGGCGUAAUUGUUCAAUGUGGUUCAUCGGUUUGUUAUUCUCCAAGAGUGAGAAUCUCAAUGUUGAUCUCACGUAUGACAUCAAAGCAUUCGUUGAUACGAUUGAGAGGCAAGCAGAACAGAUUAGUAUGUUGAAAGAUGGAAUGUGGAUCGAAGCAAAACACGUGAAGAGGAAGGAUUUGCAUAAUUACUUAUCACCGAAAUUACUUAAACGUGAAAGAAAGGUUUCGGGUGGUGGACAUCGUAAUGGAAGUCUAUCUGUGGAGAAAGCAAGUGGACUUACCUCCAAGAGCCAAACAGAGAGCAUAAGACGUCUCUCAAAUGAGAGUCUCGAUGCUGGUGGGAAGAAACGCAAGACACAGGACAACGAACAAACGAUCAAGCAGACAGAGAAUGGGACGUUUCCGGGAGAGCCCUGCGGAGAGGACAGUAACUCUGGCUUCAGUCUUGAUGAAUACAAACAGAAUUUAACAACUAACAAGGACGAGACAUCAACGGGUACUUCGACGGUCCCCCAGGAAGUAUGCACUUGACGGAAUUACGACUGUCACAUAAGAAUACACCAAUCUAUGGAUUCACGUUCAGGUUAUUUAGAGAAUAAGCCACUCUCCAGCCAUUGUCCACUGCCCACUAAUCGAGCCCCAACCUGAUUCAAUCUUCCUCGCUCCCAAUAUCCAACGGUCCAACGUUUUUGGUGAUGCGUUGACAUGGAAGAACAUAAGUAUAAAAUUAAAUCAUCUUUUAGACGUAAUCUAGAUGAUCUUUAGAUUCCUCGGACUCGGCACAACCGAUUUAAUCAAUUGGUAAGUGAUGGGAGGGGACAACGGGGAGGAGAGGAUUACUACCCCCCAGGUUAUCGUAAUCGAGCACUUUUUUUGAUGUUGCUCACAUGAGGGAAUAAAAUCGAACAAAAAAAAAUCGCGAAUACUACGUUUUUUUUCGUCACUCUCACGAUACGUUGUCAACGUAAUUUCAUUAUUAUUUACACUCUACAAAUUUUUUUCGCGCUCGAGGAAGACCACGUUGGUACGAGUUACCGAUAAUUAAUGGAUAGCAAUUUUUGUAGUCAUUUUCAGAGUCUUAUUUAUUUCAGUAAUUCGUGUAAAUUUCUUUUAUUGAACUCGACAAUCAGUACAAUGAUUAGAUGAAUCAUGAAUACAUAUUUAUUUCUCAUGAGCAGUAAUAAAUAACUCUUUAUUCAAUUCGUCAACGGCAAUAAAAGAAAUUCUAUAUGAAAAUUUUUAAAUAUUGGUUCGAUUUUCAGAAAAUUUAUCUAGUUUUUCCCUUUUACCGGACUCAAAUCUUGAAGCUUCAUUCAUUCAUAUAGCACUCAUGAUAUUAUUUCUAAUGAAUGAAAUGAAUAUAUCUGUCAUUCACUAAAAAUAAUGCAGUGAUUACAGUUUCGAAUUCAUUAAUUGGUGAUUCUGUGUAGACCAUCAGAAUAAAUAAUUCUUUGGAUAGGAGGGGGUGGGAGAGGGAGCAUGAAGAGUUACUGAGAACAUCUCUUUAAAACUCCUAAAUAGUACCACGGCGUGAAUUAUCGGUAUUAUAUCGUACCAAUACAACCUUGGAAGGACUUUAAUCAUUUGACGUAACAAUAUCUAUGAUAAAAGUUGAAUCAAGAGCGACGUAACUUGCAACGCUUUUUGCGCAUGUACAUUGCUAUAUUUUUUUGAGCAUCGUAAUUUUUUUUCUUUUUUUCUUUUUGUAAAUUAGAAGUGAUUGGAUGGCAUUUUGUUUGACUUCUAGAGAAAUAAAGAGUGGACGAAAAAUGGAGAUUGCACUCCAAUUUAUGAGAUGAUACUUAAUGCACCUCUGGAUAGGUCCGAUUUUCCAUCGCUCUCUGGAAAAAUCAAAGAGAAAAUAAUUAGGUAACGAGAAGUCGAGAAGUAAUCGAAUGAUUAAAAGUGAAUAAUCAGUUUUUACGAGCAUAUAACUAGUGAAUGUCGAUGUCAGGAGUUAAUUGAUUAAAUUUCUGUUGAAAAUUCUAUUAAGCGUGAGAAAUUUUUUUGAUAGUUUCACCUCAAUUGUGUCCCUCACGAGAUUAUUCGUUGAUUGAGGAGGAUUAUGAUUUUAAAAAUGGAUUCAAUACUGGAAUUACCAGAGAUGAGACGACUAAUCAACCCCAGAAGUGAUGGCACAUGUAAAUAAUGAUCUGAUCAACGAAAUGUAUAGUAUGCCUCGAUCAUUCGUCCGUGUUAGAGACUAUUCGAGACAAUUAAACCUGAAUGACGACGUUUGGAAAUAUAAUUGCAACAAAGAUGGUAACGUGUGUGUAGCGAGUGGGCGUUUCUCUUUCUGUUGUGAUGAUGUAUAGCAAGGUGAUUUAUUAUAACAAGAGUUAAGUUUAGUAAUUAUUUUUCUGGGGUUUAUCAAUCGCUGAGAAUUGAUAGAUUACAACUGCGGAUUAUUUGAGGAAAAUCGAUCAAUCGCUCUGAUUGAAUUAUGCAAAAUUUAAU